UUUGUUGUAAUCUUAGAAGAGGGUGUCACCAUUUACGCCAUUUUAUUUUUGUUUCCUUUUCUACAUCGUUUCCUCCCUGUCUAAUUACAAAUAGCAUCCUUGGAAUUGUUGUUGUGCCGUACACAGCUGUUGCCCAUUGGCUUCAGUAGCUGCUGAAUGCAAAAACACCCCAUUCGCAAGAUUUUUAGAUAAACAUGUGUGUGUACAUACAAGUUUCUGCCAGUAACAACACCUCGUCCCAUUUUUUAGUGGUGAGUACACAGUUGUGGUAUAAAAGGAUGCUGUGCAGCCAAGGACAUGAAACAUUUCGAAUUUGUCGCGAAUAUAAGCAAUACGUAAGUUGUAGAGGGAAGCGCAUGGUUAAACGGAUAAAAUAUAAGUGAAUUGAAUUAGACAUUCAUAAAAAUUAAAUAAAUACAAAUAAUAAUUAAAAAAUCAGAGAAAUACCUUUGAGCUACAAUGGUGUACGACAUGACGCAUAUGGUGCCAGCGCAAAGCAUCUCCUUGGGCCGCUACUAUCUGCAUGAUCUCAAUGGCAUGGCAGAGAAUCACGAUUACGUCUUGGAUAUUGAUCGACGCUUUCAGGCGCGUAUGGCUUGUGAGACAAUGCCACAGGCAUCACCACCACCGCCGCCCACACCAGCACCGCGACGGCGUACAACACCAAUAGCGCACUUGGAUCCUUCCGAGUUGGUCGGUUUGACGCGUGAAGAGCGUCGUCGUCGGCGACGUGCAACACUAAAAUAUCGUACGGCCCAUGCAACACGCGAACGUAUACGUGUGGAAGCGUUCAAUGUGAGCUUUGCUGAAUUGCGAAAACUGCUACCCACUUUGCCGCCGGAUAAGAAGUUAUCGAAAAUCGAAAUACUCAAGCUGGCUAUAUGCUAUAUAGCAUACUUGAAUCAUGUGUUGGAGACGCCAUAAGCGGCAUAGUACUAUUUGAUGGGGAUAUAUUUUAUUUUAAGCGUAGGUUAAUUUUAAUUUUACUUUAACUA
This is a messenger RNA of Rhagoletis zephyria (snowberry fruit fly), 995 nucleotides long. RefSeq names its product helix-loop-helix protein 1-like. Gene Ontology annotation, molecular function: DNA-binding transcription factor activity, RNA polymerase II-specific; protein dimerization activity; RNA polymerase II cis-regulatory region sequence-specific DNA binding. NCBI's taxonomy places the organism in Eukaryota, Metazoa, Arthropoda, Insecta, Diptera, Tephritidae. The record is from RefSeq and is a predicted model, not a curated record. Gene Ontology annotation, biological process: regulation of transcription by RNA polymerase II.